GCCAUCUAUCUAUGUCCCCAAACCAGGAAGUUUUCUCACGUCAGAUGUGCCCUCGACAAAAUUCAAUCCAAAACCAGACUCGAGUUAAUCCAACUGCCAGACGACAACUUGGACACAUUUCCACGUUUGGAGAUCCGUAUGAGUAUGAGGAUACUAGUGAUGAAGAUGAGGAUGCUAGUGACGACGAUAGGAAGCUGGCAAUUGAGAAUUUUCACAAGCAUCAUCUGGUCCUAGUUGGGGAGAAGGAAGAGGAUCAUAAUUAUAAAUGCAAAAAACUAGUGUGUGAUAUGAACGCACACUUUUCACACAAAAACACACAGUGGGCGUAUAGAAGGCACACCUCUAGUCCUCCGCGAAUUGCCACCGCCGCCACAUCCUCCGUCCACACUCCAUUAAAGAGGUAGAAACAAGUUUGAAGCUUUACAAAUCAAAUAAAUGGUGGAUUAAAUUGAAAAUAAUUCAACCAUAGGUUGAGUUAUU
Messenger RNA from Salvia hispanica, 480 nucleotides. NCBI's taxonomy places the organism in Eukaryota, Viridiplantae, Streptophyta, Magnoliopsida, Lamiales, Lamiaceae. The record is from RefSeq and is a predicted model, not a curated record.